Messenger RNA from Myxocyprinus asiaticus (Chinese sucker), 1691 nucleotides. Its product is annotated as hydroxyacyl-thioester dehydratase type 2, mitochondrial-like. The transcript is spliced from 6 exons. NCBI's taxonomy places the organism in Eukaryota, Metazoa, Chordata, Actinopteri, Cypriniformes, Catostomidae. The record is from RefSeq and is a predicted model, not a curated record. Bases 785 to 1279 code for a protein of 164 amino acids.
CGCAUGACUCUACGUAAGCAGCACUUGAAGGACGCAAACAGCCAACAACUCUGUAAAUAUCAGGGGGGGUUAACCUCUAAACACUGUCAUUGAUUUAUAAAUGUAAAAUAUGUUAUUAAGUAGCAGCUGGAAAUCCUCAUAGUCCAUUUUGACUGUUUGUUUAGCUAAUAGCUAAUGCAUAUCUUACAUGUGAGUUGCAGAACAUAGUGCUUCCUAAAAGUGUGCUUACUUACAUAGUAACCCUAGAGAAAAGUACUGUGGUUUUACCAUGGUACAGAGAUGGUAACAGCCUGGUUCUUUGAUAUAUAUCAUGAUUGAUGACAGCCUGUCUGAUUGAAAAAGCUUUAGCGACUAGAGUACUACAAGAUAUGGAUGAAACAUCAACCUUUGAGCGACGUGUUGAAAAACGCUUCGGUUCACCAUUAUAUGAAGAUAUCUUUGGAGUUUUGGCGAAUGGAGGCAGAAGUCUUACUGAUGCACAGUUUAAAUGAUUGAUUGUCUCUGGACUUAAAGAUCUGUACGGAGAGUGGGCCUGGUGAAAUUGUGGUGUGCAUUAACAUUACUGGGAUCAGAAUGAGGCGUGUGCUUUUAGAGUCACACAGAUGCCAGUAAAGAGCUUGAAAAUCAUUGAACUCUUCCAGGAAUGGCUCAACUAACCUUGUACAUAAAUGUUGGUAAUCUGUGUCAACGUUUUUGCUAGCUUUGUCCGGGAAUAGUCACAAACUGCAGUUUGGAGAGAAUUUAACUUUGUGAGAAGGGACUAAACGUGCCAAACCUUGAAAAAAUGACGUUCAUUCUUGGAAGAUAUAUUUUCAGAAAAGUUAACUCAUUUUCCAGGGCAAUGACAGUUCCUGCUCGCCUCGCUGUAGGGUACAGGUCGCUCUACAUUGGGGAACGAGCAUCACUAACGAAAACAUUCAGUGCCAAAGAUGUUGCACUUUUUGCUGAGCUGACAGGGGACACCAACCCGCUCCACCUCGACCCUCAUUACGCCAAAACAACCUCUUUUGAGAACCCCAUUGUUCACGGAGUGCUGAUUAACGGUCUGAUCUCAGCGGUUUUGGGGACGAAAAUGCCUGGCAAAGGCUGCAUUUUUCUCUAUCAGGAAAUACGCUUUCCGGCGCCACUCUACAUCGGAGAGGAAGUGGUGGCGGAAGCUGAGGUCAAGAAGAUCAAAAUGUCCUUUGCUUUCAUUUCUGUUUCCUGCGCUGUCAAAGACAAAGUGGUGAUGGAGGGAGAGGUUAUGGUCAUGAUGCCAGAGAACGCACAGGGAUCAUGAGAAACUGCUUUCAUUUUGAGUGGAUGUUGUUGUUCAGUUUCUUGUGUUUAUGUACAAAAUGUGCUUCCAGGAAUCAAAUGUUCUUUCUAGAUUAUUUGUGUUGUUUUGAAAGGUGAUGCUGCGCUCAGUGAUUUGUUUCUUAUUGUUUUUGUUCUCUGAGGUGCAGCUGAAAUAAAUUUUAUCUCUUUCAUAAAGACUAGAGAGUUGCUAUUUGGUAUUUUCUGCAUUCAUGAUUGUAAACAUUAAAUUAAAUAAUAAUAAUAAUAAAAAUAUUUCAAAUAUAAUUAAAAAAAUACAAAUUGAAAUACAUUUCACUUAUAAGAAGACAUGCAUCAUCAAUAAGAUGAUCAUUAACAUAACAGCCAAAAUAAUAUGCCUGUAAGAUAAAGAAAACAAUUCUAAUAUAUUGUGG